UUGUUAUGGGUCUCCGAACUAAUCAUUCAAAUUGGGAGAAACUUUUGGACAAGUGUCCUACAUUUUUAAGUCAAUUACCUAAAACUGGAGGAACUUCAAUGUUUAAAAUGUUGGGUAGUGGAGGCGGGACUUCAAUCAAACAAAAAUUACAACUUAAAGAACACCAAUUUAUUCUACAACAAGUUUUUGUCACUGUCCAUUGUUACCAAUGUCGUGAAGCUGUUUGGGGUGUAAAUCCUCAGGCCUAUUUUUGUCAAAAUUGUGACGUUGUUGUCCACAAAAACUGCACUUCUCAACUUAUUGAUCAUUGCUGGCCCCAACAACAACAAAAAGUGGGUAAGGGUGGAAGCCAACAACAACAACCUUUUUCUGGACGUUCGAAGCUUGUAGCUGUUUCAACCACUUCUUUAACUAGUCCAGCCCGUAUUCCCCAACAACAUUAUCACAAGGAUUCUAACGUUUCUUCUUCAGGCCUUCUCCACCACCAUUAUUACCCCCCUUCUUUACUCUCCACAGAAUCUGUAUUCUCUUCCCCCAGUUUAGCAUUAACCAAGCAACAUCAAUUAGUACAAAAACAACACUUAAAUUUAUUGCCAAGUCAAAAAUCUUCCAUCUCCCUAACACCCCCCAUUAAUCGCUCACAUCAUUCUACUAGUGCUUCGGUUGUUGCUAUGGCUGGUUCUUCAAAAGAAAAUUCAAGCAUCGAUCGGCACGGAAAUGAUCUUAUCCCACCCGAAUUAAUCGACGCUGACGCAACUACAAAUGGAGGGGGUCCUCCUGUACCUGCUGCUGUUGUUCGUCUACAACAUCAGCAACAAACACACAUGGAAAGCUUAGAUUCUGGCUCAUCGCCACCCUCUUCGUCUGCCAUGUUACCCCCACCCGUCUUUAGCAGUCGAUUUGAAAGAAUUCUUCCUCCAGAUAUUCCCCCUAGCAGCGCUCCUCCUCCACCGCCACCAUUGCAGAAAACAACCGGAAAUGGGCAAAUAGAGACUCCAUUAAACAUUGCUUCUACACUUCAACCCUCAACAGCCGCAGCAACAGGUGCAGGGCACGGACAGUUAAAAUCGAUGGAUUCAGGCAUUGGAACCGAAGUGACUACAGCCUCCAUGCCCUCCACAGCUCCAAUGCAUGGAGGGAUAGGCCGAACGGCUAGCGAUCUGCCUAGAGCUACUGUUCAACAACAGCAACAACAACAAGUUCAGCAACAACAUUCAAGUAUUGGCCCAACUCGUUCUCAAAGCAUGAAGGUAAUUUUAAUAUUUUUGAAAAAUAUCUAG
Molecule: messenger RNA, 1280 nt
Organism: Meloidogyne enterolobii
Lineage: Eukaryota; Metazoa; Nematoda; Chromadorea; Rhabditida; Meloidogynidae
Source: the annotation of a GenBank genome assembly